UCCUGGUUUCUAAAUAUUUUUUAUAAUUAACAAAAUGUUUUUUAGCUGUAUUUGGGGUGGUAAAAAUAUUGAAUCGUUCUUUCUAGAAGAAAUUUAGUUAUGACCAUGAGGUUGGGUUGGUUUCACGGGUCUAUUACUAAAUUUUCUCCAAAAAAAUUGUUCCGAUUUGACAACCAACUAGUUAACAUAGAAUAAUUGAUAAUAAUUUUUAGUUUUUACGAGCUGAUAAUAAACAAGACAUUAUCAAGAAUUUAAAGUUAAAUUAAAACAUAAGUUUUGAAUUUAAAAUUUUAAAGAAUAUUCCGGUGAAGAACUUUAACAUCAACUUUAUUCAUAUAAUGUUUAAAUAUAAUGAUGAUAAUUUUAUUUUUGAUGUAUCAUGGACAUCUAUUUCUACUCAUUCAAAAUUUGACGAACUAUUUAAAAAAACUUGGAUUGAAAAAGAGGAAAAAAAUUUGUUUAGAUACAAGUACAAAUCACAAAACGUUGUUAGACUACCAGGAAAAUAUCAAUUUAUUAAAGUAUUGAAUAUUGACAGGGCAACAAAAAGACGUACACCAGCCAGUUUUCAUAAAGUGUUACAACCAUUUGAUGACAGUUUAUUCAACUUUACUAAAAUUAAUCAUGAAGAAUAUUUAUUUAAGUUGGAAUCUCCUUACAAUAGUUGUGAAAAUUCUUCUGAUGAUAUAUUAGCCAUAAAUUCAAGUCCAUUAGGAGAUUUUCAUUCAUUGAUUUUGCCAAAAAUAUCAAGUAAAUUACCACAAUCAAUUAAUAAUUACAGUCUUCACUUAUCAUUACAAAUACUAUUAUUAAGUGCUUCCCCAGCUAUGCGUAUUGGUUAUAAUAGUUUAUGUGCUUAUGCUUCAGUGAAUCAUCUUCAUUUGCAUUUUUAUUAUCUACCUUACAAAAUGUAUCUUGAAACUUGUGAAGUAGAAUAUUUAAGUGGAUCUUGCUAUAUCAUAAAAGAUUAUCCUGGAAAAGGUUUUGUGUUUUUUCUGUGUUCAAUAGAUAAAAUACUUGAUCUUGUGAGGAUAUUUUGACAUUUUUAUGGGAAAGGAAAUAAGUUGCUUUGUUUUAGUUUUUCGGAGACAUUUAAAACAAAAAAUGUUUGCGCGACUAACCAAAUUUAAAUAAUAGUUCAUUGCAAAUAAUAAAACUACAUAUGAAAAUAACAAUAUUAUCAGUAAUUCUAUGAUAAAAUUGCAUAAAAAUGUCAGAUAAAUUGACUUAUGGUCCCUUUUCAGCAAUAA
Messenger RNA from Daktulosphaira vitifoliae (grape phylloxera), 1250 nucleotides. RefSeq names its product GDP-D-glucose phosphorylase 1. The coding region runs from base 339 to 1040 and encodes 233 amino acids. NCBI's taxonomy places the organism in Eukaryota, Metazoa, Arthropoda, Insecta, Hemiptera, Phylloxeridae. The record is from RefSeq and is a predicted model, not a curated record. Gene Ontology annotation, biological process: glucose metabolic process. Gene Ontology annotation, molecular function: GDP-D-glucose phosphorylase activity. The transcript has 6 exons. Gene Ontology annotation, cellular component: cytoplasm.